Molecule: messenger RNA, 3664 nt
Organism: Mangifera indica (mango)
Lineage: Eukaryota; Viridiplantae; Streptophyta; Magnoliopsida; Sapindales; Anacardiaceae
Product: pantothenate kinase 2
Exons: 23
Coding region: 621-3356 (911 amino acids)
Biological process (GO): coenzyme A biosynthetic process
Cellular component (GO): nucleus; cytosol
Molecular function (GO): ATP binding; pantothenate kinase activity
Source: RefSeq, a predicted model, not a curated record
CCAGACUAGCGGUUGUUGAGGGUAGCUUCAUUUUUCAUGCUUUGUUCCCCUCUGUUAAUCAAAGCCUUCCUGUUUGGCAUCAGUCCAAAGUCCUAGCCGUCUGGAAUAUAAUCCGACUUCAUCCACCUCGUAAGCAUUCUAAUCUCUAUUAAUGGAAUCCCUUAUGAGUUGACUUACGCAGAGGCGGAGCCAAAACUAUUUAACCAAAAUAGUUCAGCACUUCACCUAUCCGUAUAUUAUAUUUCACCACCACCUACCACCACUCCUCCAGAGAGGGGAGAAGAAUAUUCUAUCCUAACCCAAGGAUUAACCCUCACGCGCUAUUCGCGCGACUACGACUAGUUGAUUCAGACAAACCAAAACCAAGGCUUUCACAAACUCUCGAUACGAUAAAUAUAUACAAGGAGUUAGUUGCAGCAGUGAUCCCGGUUUACUUUGGCUGCAAGGAACUCAUUGAUGGUUUGAUGUUUCUGUCCAAUCCGGGUGUUUCCCUUAUCUUAAGAGGCCAGUCAUCAACAAUUAUUUAAGGAUAAGUCUAAGUGACCAAGUAGGACUCUGACCCAAUUAAUAACAGUUGGAGGUUGCCGUUAGGCGGCUGGUGUUGGGAAUUUUAGGAAAUAAUGGCUGGUCCAACAGAUGACCAAAACCCAGUUCUUGAAAUUCACGGAAAGGUAAUAAAUCAAGAAAAUAAUAAAGCUAAAGACAAGGGAGGUGUUUUGUUAAGAGGAGAAGACAGUAACCCUAACCAGGGUGAGAGAGAGAUGUCUUCAAUUCACCGUUCAGGUUCCAGACCACAACUGGACCUCAGCAAGGCUGCAAUUCAAGGCAAUUUUGAGGAGAGAGAUCCUACUAUUUUGUUGCCUAAUCAAUCUGAUGAUAUCUCUCAUUUGGCUCUUGAUAUUGGAGGAUCUCUCAUCAAGUUGGUAUAUUUUUCAAGGCAUGAGGACCGACCAAUUGAUGAUAAAAGGAAGAAGACCGUUAAGGAGAGAUUAGGUAUUUCCAAUGGUAACAGGAGGAGCUACCCUGUUCUUGGUGGGAGGCUUCAUUUUGUGAAGUUUGAGACAACCAAGAUAAAUGAGUGCUUAGACUUCAUACAUUCCAAGCAGCUUCAUAAGGGUGGAAUUGAUUCAACCCAGUGGAAUUCCAAGGGCCCAGCCAAUGAGAAUGCUGUUAUUAAGGCUACAGGUGGUGGGGCUUACAAGUUUACUGACCUCUUUAAAGAAAGGCUUGGGGUUACUCUUGACAAAGAAGAUGAAAUGGAUUGUCUUGUGGCAGGAGCAAAUUUUUUGCUUAAGGCCAUUCGUCAUGAAGCUUUCACACACAUGGAGGGCCAAAAAGAGUUUGUGCAGAUUGACCAUAAUGAUUUGUUUCCGUAUCUUCUUGUAAAUAUAGGAUCCGGUGUUAGUAUGAUCAAGGUUGAUGGGGAUGGGAAGUUUCAGCGGGUCAGUGGGACAAAUGUUGGAGGUGGUACAUAUUGGGGAUUGGGACGGUUAUUAACUAAGUGCAAGAGUUUUGAUGAAUUGCUAGAGCUAAGUCAAAAGGGAGAUAAUAGGACAAUAGAUAUGCUAGUUGGAGACAUUUAUGGUGGCAUGGAUUACUCUAAGAUUGGUCUAUCAGCAUCAACCAUUGCAUCUAGUUUUGGAAAGGCUAUAUCUGACAAGAAGGAGCUGGAAGACCACAGGCCUGAAGAUAUUUCUUUGUCCCUCUUGCGUAUGAUAUCAUAUAACAUUGGGCAGAUAUCUUAUUUGAAUGCACUUCGGUUUGGUCUCAAACGUAUCUUUUUUGGAGGAUUUUUUAUAAGAGGUCAUGCUUAUACCAUGGACACAAUCUCCUUUGCUGUUCAAUUCUGGUCAAAAGGACAGGCACAAGCAAUGUUUUUGCGGCAUGAAGGGUUCCUAGGAGCUUUAGGUGCAUUCAUGAGUUAUGAAAAACACGGUCUGGAUGACUUGAUGGUCCAUCAAUUGGUUGAAAGGUUCCCAAUGGGUGCACCGUACACUGGUGGAAAGAUUCAUGGUCCACCACUUGGGGAUUUAAAUGAGAAGAUUUCUUGGAUGGAAAAAUUUGUCUUGAAAGGUACUGAGAUUACUGCUCCUGUACCUAUGGCUCCACCUGGAACCACCGGACUUGGAGGCUUUGAAGUUCCUUUAUCCAAAGGUGGCACUUUACGUCCUGAUGCAAGUGCAUUAAAUGUUGGUGUUCUGCAUCUCGUACCUUCAUUGGAGGUGUUUCCACUGUUGGCCGACCCUAAAGCAUAUGAGCCUAAUACCAUUGAUCUUACAGAUCACGGCGAGUUAGAGUAUUGGUUCACUGUGCUGUCAGAGCAUUUGCCAGACCUUGUUGAUAAGGCAGUGGCAAGUGAAGGUGGAACUGAUGAUGCUAAAAGAAGGGGAGAUGCAUUUGCUCGUGCAUUUUCUGCUCACUUGGCAAGGUUGAUGGAGGAGCCCGCUGCAUAUGGGAAGUUAGGCUUGGCCAAUCUUUUGGAAUUACGGGAAGAAUGCUUAAGAGAAUUCCAAUUUCUUGAUUGCUAUAGAAGCAUAAAGCAGAGGGAAAAUGAGGCAUCGCUAGCUGUCUUACCUGACUUAUUGGUGGAGCUGGACAGUAUGAGUGAGGAGACUAGACUACUUACACUUAUUGAGGGUGUACUUGCUGCAAACAUAUUUGACUGGGGGUCUCGAGCCUGUGUGGAUCUUUAUCACAAAGGAACAAUUAUUGAAAUUUAUAGAAUGAGUCGCGACAAAAUGCAGAGACCUUGGCGGGUGGAUGAUUUUGAUGUCUUCAAGGAGAGAAUGUUUGGGUCUGGGGAGAAGAAGCCUCAACCACAUAAGAGAGCUUUACUCUUUGUGGACAACUCUGGUGCUGAUAUAAUUCUAGGGAUGCUACCCCUGGCUCGGGAGCUCCUGAGACGGGGAACUGAAGUUGUUUUGGUUGCUAAUUCACUCCCUGCACUGAAUGAUGUAACUGCUAUGGAGCUCCCUGAUAUUGUAGCUGAGGCUGCCAAGCAUUGUGACAUUCUUCGCAGGGCUGCCGAGGCAGGAGGCUUAUUGGUGGAUGCAAUGGUUAAUACUUCAGAUGGUAGCAAAGAGAAUUCAUCUUCAGUUCCUCUGAUGGUAGUUGAGAAUGGGUGUGGAAGUCCGUGCAUUGACCUAAGGCAAGUCAGCUCUGAUCUAGCAGCUGCUGCAAAAAAUGCUGAUCUGAUUAUUUUGGAAGGGAUGGGUAGAGCUCUGCAUACCAACUUUAAUGCUCGGUUUAAAUGUGAUGCUCUGAAGCUUGCAAUGGUGAAGAAUCAGAGGCUGGCAGAAAAAUUGAUUCAAGGGGACAUAUACGACUGUGUUUGCAGAUACGAGCCAGCAAGCUAACCUUCAGUUCAUUAAAUUGAUGAGGAAGUCAACCAUCCAGAGCAAUGGGCAAUAGAUUCAUUGGUCUUUCUUUUCUUCUGCUUGUAAAAGACAGACAAAUGAUAAGUGUGGUGGCCUUAAGGGUGGGUAACUGGGGCGGCCCCUUAACAUGAUUUAAGAAGAAACUGUAUCUCCAUCUUCCCUAAGUUUUAAGGUUGUAACCUGUGCGUGUUUAAUUUUAGGCCGAAUGACCUUAAACCCCCCCACCCCUCAUGGUUUGUCUCAAUGACACUUUCUUACCCAUUAAUUUGAAAAAAAACAUUUCCCCA